Lycium barbarum (goji berry) is the source of this 3913-nucleotide messenger RNA. RefSeq names its product protein QUIRKY. The transcript has a single exon. The record is from RefSeq and is a predicted model, not a curated record. NCBI's taxonomy places the organism in Eukaryota, Viridiplantae, Streptophyta, Magnoliopsida, Solanales, Solanaceae. The coding region runs from base 351 to 3515 and encodes 1054 amino acids.
AAGAAGCAAAAAGGGGAGAAGGCAUAAAAGCAGAAGAAAUAAUUAAAUAAAAAAUAAAGGAAACUUCAAGAGAGAGAUUGGAAUAUAAUCCUUUUGUGUGUAUCUCUCAGCCGUGAAGAUCGCAUCCACUACACCAUUUCCUGUCACAAUCACACACCUCCAUAAACAUUCUCCAAAAUUACCGCUUUACUACUCCUAUCACACAAACACAAAAACACCAAAUAUUGAAAAAUACCCAAAACAAACGGCAAAUAACGGACAAAAAAGUAGCAGAAAAAACAAACAAACCUCUUCCAUCUUCACACUUGCUACUUCACCGCCAGUAAUGCCCAUAUCCACACUAUGAAACCAUGAAUAAUAUGUCAUCUGGGCCACCACCGGAGCAGCAACCCGACCCACCACCACCAAAACCACCACAAAUAGUCCGUAAACUCGUAGUGGAAAUUUUUGACGCUAGGAAUCUACUACCAAAAGACGGGCAAGGCAGUUCUAGCCCAUAUGUUGUGGUGGAUUUUGAUGGUCAAAAGAAGCGUACCUCAACUGUGCACAGAAAUCUUAACCCAGAAUGGAAUGAAGGUCUGGAAUUCAUUAUUUCUGAUCCAAGAACAAUGGAAUUUGAAGAGCUGGAUAUUGAGGUUUUUAAUGAUAAGAGGCUGAGCAAUGGAAAUGCAAGGAAGAAUCAUUUUUUAGGGAGAGUUAAGCUUUAUGGGAGUCAGUUUGCUAGGAGAGGUGAAGAGGGUUUGAUUUACUUUCCUUUAGAGAAAAAGAGUGUUUUUAGUUGGAUUAGAGGCGAGCUUGGUUUGAAGAUUUAUUACUAUGAUGAAAUGGUGCAAGAACAAGAAGAACCACCACCACCGCAACCGGAACAACAACAACAACAACAACAACAGCUGCAGCAGCAACAACCACCACAAGAAGAAGUGAAGAAAACCCCUGUUUAUGUUGUAAUGGAAGAGCCGCGUCAUAGGAUGCUCGAAGUUCCUAUGAUGAUGCCUACCGAGGUUCCCAUGGAAGGACACACACAGGAGCAUUCUCCACCUAUCGUUACAAUUGAGGAAUCUCCACCACCACAGAUGAAUAUGCCACCGGAACAGCAGCAACAACAGUUUCUUCACAGGCAUGAAGAGGGCCCACAAGUGAUGAUGAGUGGGCCACCACCUGAUCAGUAUCCAGCGCCAGAAGUGAAACGGAUGCAAGCGGGUAGAGCUGGAGAAAGAUUAAGAGUCAUGAAACGACCAAACGGAGACUAUUCGCCACGUGUAAUCUCCGGUAAAGUCGGAGUUGAAUCCGAAAAAAUCUCUGCCUUCGACCUCGUUGAACCAAUGCAAUACCUCUUCGUUAGAAUUGUUAAAGCUAGAGGUCUUGCACCAAGUGAAUGCCCAUUCAUAAAGAUCCGUACAUCAACCCAUUUCCUCCGGUCAAAACCCGGAAUUAUCCGACCCGGUGAAGCUUAUUCCAAUCCAGAGUGGCAACAGGUCUUUGCUUUAGGCUACAACAAACAAGAGACAACCAAUUCAACACUUGAAAUUUCAGUUUGGGAUAGGGCUUCCGACCAUUUCUUAGGUGGGGUCUGUCUCGACCUUUCCGAUGUACCAGUGAGGGACCCACCUGAUAGUCCUCUUGCUCCUCAAUGGUAUCAGCUUGAAGGUAGUGCUGAUGACCAACACAAAGUUUCAGGUGACAUUCAGCUUUCUGUUUGGAUUGGAACUCAAGCAGAUGAUGCAUUUCCUGAAUCUUGCAGCUCAGACGCGCCGUACGUGGCCCACACGCGCCCAAAAGUGUAUCAAUCUCCUAAGUUAUGGUAUCUGAGGGUUACAGUGAUUGAAGCUCAGGACCUUCACAUUGCUCCCAAUUUACCCCCGUUGACUGCACCGGAGGUAAGAGUCAAAGCUCGGCUGGCGUUUCAAUCGGUGAGGACUCGACGAGGGUCCAUGAAGCAUCACAGUUCCGCGUUCCACUGGAAUGAAGAUUUGAUAUUCGUUGCCGGUGAUCCACUUGAAGACAGCCUCUUUUUGCUUGUGGAAGACUGUACGACGAAGGAGCCAGUGCCUCUCGGGUACAUAAUAAUUCCCGUGAGCUCGAUUGAGCAACGACUCGAUGAGCGACUUGUGCCAGCUAAGUGGUUCGGAUUAGAAAGUGGGCCUGGUGGGGCUUACUGUGGAAGGCUACACUUGAGGAUGUGCUUAGAAGGAGGAUAUCACGUGCUUGACGAAGCAGCGCACGUGUGUAGUGAUUUCAGGCCCACGGCUAAGCAGCUAUGGAAGCCUGCUGUUGGUAUUUUGGAGCUGGGUAUUCUUGGAGCUCGCGGGUUGUUACCUUUGAAAUCCAAGGGUCCGGGAAAAGGAUCCACAGAUGCUUAUUGUGUUGCAAAAUAUGGUAAGAAAUGGGUCAGGACUCGGACUUUAACUGAUACGUUUGACCCACGUUGGAACGAGCAGUACACGUGGCAAGUAUACGAUCCUUGUACAGUUCUUACAAUUGGAGUAUUCGACAAUAGGCGUAUGUUUGCUGAUGGGUGUGAUAAUCAGCCUGAUUUCCGUAUAGGAAAAGUACGUAUACGAGUCUCUACAUUAGAGAAUAACAAAGUGUACACAAAUUCCUAUCCGCUGCUAGUUCUGUCGCGGUCGGGGUUGAAGAAAAUGGGUGAAAUCGAAGUAGCAAUUCGAUUUGUUUGCCCAUCACUGUUACCAGAAACAUGUGCUGUUUAUGGGCAGCCAGUGUUACCAAAGAUGCAUUAUCUACGCCCACUCGGGGUGGCUCAACAAGAGGCAUUGAGAGGGGCAGCUAUCAAAAUGGUUGCAUCAUGGUUAGCUCGAUCCGAGCCACCUUUGGGACCAGAGGUAGUUCGCUACAUGUUGGAUGCGGAUUCUCACACGUGGAGCAUGAGGAAGAGUAAGGCUAAUUGGUUCCGGAUAGUAGCCGUGUUAGCUUGGGCUGUUGGGUUAGCAAAAUGGUUGGAUGACAUUAGAAGGUGGAGAAAUCCAGUAACAACCAUACUAGUCCAUGUUUUAUACUUGGUGCUUGUUUGGUAUCCAGAUUUGAUUGUCCCCACCGGGUUUUUGUACGUGUUUUUAAUCGGUGUGUGGUAUUACCGGUUCAGGCCUAAAAUACCCGCAGGUAUGGAUACCCGAAUAUCCCAAUCGGAAACAGUCGACCCGGAUGAAUUGGAUGAGGAAUUCGACACAAUGCCAAGUUCAAAACCACCCGAAAUAAUUCGGAUGCGUUAUGACAGAUUGAGGAUAUUGGCAGCAAGGGUCCAAACGGUUUUAGGUGAUUUUGCAACACAAGGAGAAAGGGUCCAAGCAUUGGUCAGCUGGAGGGACCCAAGGGCCACAAAAUUGUUCAUCAUCCUGUGCUUAAUUAUAACAAUAGUCCUAUAUGCAGUGCCACCAAAAAUGGUAGCAGUGGCCCUUGGAUUCUACUUCCUGCGACAUCCUAUGUUCAGGGACCCAAUGCCACCUGCAACUUUGAAUUUCUUUAGGAGACUUCCAAGUUUAUCUGACCGCUUGAUGUAGUACACAGUCACUAGUCACUACACUCUGCUGAGUAAAUAAAACUUUAGUCAACAAUUAUUUUAUGGGCCCCAUCAAUUGCGGAGUGUGUGAAAAUCUCCUUUUUUCACAAUGCUUGAAAAGGUGGGGGUUUUCAUCACAUACAACAUUGGAAGAAGUGAAAAGUGUAGGGUGAAAGGGCAAGUGGCGAUGAUUGACUAACUGUUGGAAUAAGAAAGAAAAAGGAGGAAACCAUGGGGCGGGUAAGAAGACUCAUGAGUGCGAGAUUAAAGGGCUGAGAUUUUUGAAAGGACAAGAUUAUUUUUGGCUGUAAUUUUUGUCGUCAAAAGUAUUGACAUUGAUUUCUAUUCCACAUAUAUAAAAAUGAAAGAUAAUGAUAUCUUUCUUUUGUUGCAUUGCAA